Messenger RNA from Penaeus monodon (black tiger shrimp), 2981 nucleotides. Its product is annotated as reticulocalbin-2-like. Gene Ontology annotation, molecular function: calcium ion binding. Gene Ontology annotation, cellular component: endoplasmic reticulum. Lineage: Eukaryota; Metazoa; Arthropoda; Malacostraca; Decapoda; Penaeidae. The coding region runs from base 210 to 1214 and encodes 334 amino acids. The record is from RefSeq and is a predicted model, not a curated record. The transcript is spliced from 7 exons.
UUCGGCAUUUACCAGUAGCAGAUGUUGUUGAUGGUGGCGUUGGAUGGCAGCUGGUCGCGACGUCUCCCAUUCUACUCUUUAGACACUUGUGAAGGACACGUCACUGGUCACUACGUGGAGUCAAGUCAAAGGGCAGAGGGAAGAGGGGAGGAAGAGGACAGAGAGAGCAGAGGAGCUGAAGGCAGACGGAAGGGAGAUAAGGCAUAAAAAUGAAUCAUUGGAGCUUAUCCCUGGGGUUGGUAUUGGGUGUGCUGGUGCUAAGAGAAGCCACUGCCCACACGCACCACCUUCACAAUGCCCAGAAAGAGCGAGAGGCAGAUGGUGCCAGGACCCCACGAGACCACGGCCAUUACACCAAUGGCGAACACAAUGCUGAUUUUGACCAUGAAGCAAUUCUAGGGAGUGUCAAGGAUGCAGAAGAGUAUGAUCAACUCCCAGCUAUGGAGGCGAAAAGACGUCUGGAGAUCCUGCUUGUGAAAAUGGACCGCGACAAUGACAAACAUAUUGAUCGUAAGGAGCUCCAUUCUUGGAUUCUCCGCUCUUUCAGAAUGCUGUCAGAGGAAGAGAGUUCUGAGCGCAUGGAUGAGGUGGAUGAAGAUGAAGAUGGGUAUGUCACCUGGGCUGAGUACAUUGCCGAGACCUAUGGCAUCAAGGAGCCUGAGGACCAGCAGCUCUUAGACCAGGAGGACCAAGUUGAAGAACAGAGGCUCUUGCGUGAGGACCGACAGUUAUUCAAUGCUGCAGACAAGAACAUAGAUGGAAGACUGGAUGAUAUGGAAUUCCUAGCCUUCUCGCAUCCUGAGGAGAGCCCCGACAUGCUUCCUAUUAUCCUGCAGCAGACGCUAGAGGAGAAGGAUGCCAACAAUGAUGGUCUCAUCGACUUCCAGGAAUACAUUGGGGAUAAAGAGUUCGAAGUCGAUGAAGAUAUAAUGAUGAAUCGUGAAUUUGUGCGCAAGCAUAAGCCAGAUUUUGAUAAGUUGGACUUAAAUAAGUCUGGUUUCCUUGAGGUUGAUGAGGUUGGGCCUUUAAUGGAAUCAAACAAGGACAUAGCAGAGGAUGAGGUGGAUCAUCUGUUUGCUGCAGCAGAUGAUGACAAUGAUGACUUGCUGUCCUUCUUGGAAAUCCUUGAUCACCAUGAUGUGUUUGUAGGCUCGGAAGCUACAGACUACGGUGAUCACCUGCACAACCUUGACCGCUUUGACGACGAAUUGUGAGGCUGUGAUGGGCAUCUCGCAGAUAGAUAGGCCUAGUUGUGAGAAAUAAGAGUCGAGAGUAGUUCUGCAUGAUGUUGGUCAGCGUCAAUGGGAACUGCAUGGAAGCUCUGCAAGAAUGAAGUGCUCAUGUGCUGAUACAGAGGUUCCUUGUGAGAAUAGAGUGUGCCACUUCCCCUUUUGUUGUUCGUGUUGUUAUUUUAUCAUGAAUUUUUCUGUGAAUUUUAGUUAUGUAGUCCAGGAAGAAAACCUGUUAGUAAUUUAUAGUGCCUGUAUAUGCAUUUAUCAUUUGUUUGGGCAUUAGAAAAGGAAGUGUGAAUGUAUUAGUUACAAAUCUUGCUGUAAAAGCCACCUUGCAAGGUCCAUUGUGUGUUAAUUGAAAACAAUAUGCCUUUCUCAACUCUUUGAUUAAUCUUUGUCUUAUGAUAUUAUAUUGAAUAAUUGUUUUUAAUUUAUUGAUUAGGUCUUUAUACUCUAAAGAUUUGUUAUUCUCCAACUUUUAUGCUAACUUGCCAGGAUAUUGUCUUUUAUGUAUCAAUUUGGAAAAAAUAAUAAUUCUAACGUGAUCAAGUCUAAUUACAAAAGGUAAACGCAUUAGCCUGUGCAAUGAAAGCCACUCAAGACUUUUUUUUUUUUUUUAUAUAUAUAUAUAUCAACAAGCAGCUACAUUACUAUAGGAGAGUUUGAGGGUAACCAGGUUAGCUUAAAAAUAGUGUUGUUGUAACAUUUAUGCUUUUGAAAUUUAACACAGCGAUGUAGUCUAAUUUGAGUCCAGUGGAUGUUUAUGCAGCAAGCCCUACUACUAUAGGGUUUUAUGAUCAGGACAGUUCAGGCUAAUCAAUUCAGGUUUCCAAAAAGGCUUCCAGGGUGACAUCCUUCAAGAAAUCAUGAGUCUUCUCAAGUGUCAUUCACUGCUACUUGGCUUCUUAAAACUUUCUGUUGUAUAGAUAACAACCUCUGGCCCAUUCAUCAACACGCACAGCUGGAACAUUCAACUUGGGCCAUCUGUUAUGUGUCCAGUUGCAAAAAGGAAUUUCAGCUAUUGAAUCUUUUCAAUGCAUAUUUAGGCACACUGUUCACAUCUUGACUUAGGCAACGAUACAAUAGCUGUGUAGAUUUGACACGACUACCAGUAAUUAUUUUGCACUUUCACUGCCGAUUCUUUUUGUACUUUUUUUCUCUAAUUUGACUUCUCUUUGAGACCUCACUCGUGCAUUUUCUAACUUCACUUUUGCACCUUGAAUUUGCAUUUGUGAGUGCCUGCAUUCUUGUGUUGUGCUUACUCCUAAUAAUUUUUUUUCUUUUAAUUUUGGUAAUGAUGAGUAAUGACUGUGAAAAGUAUUGUUUUAAAAUCAAAACAGAAGUUAUUUUUUUAAAACUAAUAACUCUUUUGUAAAUUAAGUUUAACAGAUUGCUUUGGAUAGAAUACUGAGUAAUUAAACAAAUGCCAUUAACAUGAAACUUACUUUGCAUAGCAGGGUAAAAUGAAUUCUAGCAAGGGUCAGUACAAUUCUGUUUUGAAUUUGUCAGAUGAUAAAGAAUAUGUUUAAGCAGAUUUAUAGUUCUACAACAAUUGCAUAGAUAAAAUAUGAUAAAUUUAACUUAAAUACAUGAAUGUUUUAACAUUUCCCAAGUCUGAAAAGCAGAAAGAAAUGUGAACUGAAAACUAGCCAAGAACUUUGUACACAAUGCUUUUAUUUCUAUUUUUUUGUAUCCAAGUGCCAUAUGUCCAGCUGGGGCACUGGGCUUAAUAUAUUGUUUUGAUUUUUU